GCCCAAGCCGCGGCGUGUACUCGGGCACUGGACUGCAGGAGAACCGAUCACGGGUUUAGUGUAGUCUCGCAGCUCUAUCGUUACGCAUAGUCUCUUAUCGAUUUACUCGUUUCGUGUAAAUUCAAUUUAUUGACACGGACAGACUGUGGACAAUUUUUCUUUUGCGUGUAGUUCGGCAUCCGGUUGUUCGUGCACAUACUUACGAAAAGGAUAAUAAGCUAAAUUAAUUUAUCAAAGAUCAAUUUUUUUCAACAUUGGGCAAUAAAAUGUCAAAUAUCGAAGAACGGGGUUUUGGUGUUCGACAGAGACCUGCUGAAUUUGUUCAAAACUUUGAAGUGCUUCGAAAUCAAUGCUUAAAAGAAAAAAAACUAUUCAGAGAUCCGGAAUUUGAUACAUACGAUUUAACUAUACAUCAUAAAAAUCUUCGAAAAAGUCGGUUUGAAUGGCGAAGACCAAACAAAAUUGCAAACAAUCCCCAAUUUAUCAUGGAAGGAGUUUCAAGAUUCGAUGUAAAGCAAGGAGAAUUAGGCGACUGUUGGUUAUUAGCUGCUAUAGCAAAUUUGACUUUGAACGAUAAACUUUUUUAUCAAGUAGUGCCAUAUGAUCAAGGAUUCUAUACUAAAUACGCGGGUAUAUUUCACUUUAGAUUUUGGCAGUACGGCAAAUGGGUUGACGUGGUUAUUGACGAUCGUUUACCGACUUAUGAUGGAAAAUUAAUAUAUCUUCAAUCAGCAAUGAAAAAUGAAUUUUGGAGUGCUCUGUUGGAAAAAGCUUAUGCCAAAAUCCAUGGAUCAUAUAAAGCAUUGGAAGAUGGUUUUACAAUGGAGGGUAUGGGAGAUUUCACAGGAGGUGUUUCAGAAAUAUAUGAUUUAAAUGAUGUACAACAUGAUUUAUUAACGAUUAUGCUAAAUUCUAUUCAACGACAAUCGCUCAUGUGUGGUUCGAUAUUAAAUUCAAAAAUGAUUGAUGUAUCUGAAAAAGGAUUACAUGAAGCUCAUGCAUACAGUAUUACCAAGAUAACUAGUAUUUCUAUAGAAAAUAAGAAAAAUGGUACAAUAAGUUUGAUUAGACUUCGAAAUCCUUGGGGCGAAAAUGAAUGGAAUGGUCCCUGGAGUGAUGAAUCCGUUGAGUGGUUAUCUAUACCUCAAGCAACAAAAAUAUCUAUCGGUCUGGUGAUAGAUAACGAUGGAGAGUUUUGGAUGUCAUUCGAAGAUUUUGUCAAAUAUUUUUCUGUAUUAGAAAUUUGUAAUUUGGCUCCUGAAUAUAUAAUCUGGGAACAAUAUGGAGCAUGCUAUAAAUGGGAUUUGAGUGUAUUUGAAGGUGAAUGGGUUCGAGGCGCAACCGCCGGUGGAUGUGAUAUAUCUCAAGAAUCGUUUUCAAGCAAUCCGCAAUACAAUAUAACAUUAGAAGAUUCUGAUGAUAGUAACAAUGAAAAUAUGUGCACUAUAAUUAUUUCAUUAAUGAAAAAAUACAGACAACGCAAUAGGAAAGGGGAUUCAUUUUCAAUUAAAUUUUUUUUGUUUGAUCUCAACAAAUCGAUGUCUGUGCCGAAACCAUUAGACAUGGAUUUUUUUAACAAUAAUACUGCUUUAUAUAAGUUCCAUUCUCUUAAGUACAACCCAAGAGAAAUUUCUAAGAGACUAAAGGUACCACCUGGUAAAUAUUGUAUUGUACCUUGUACAUCUAACCAGAAUGAAUCAGGGGAGUUUUUACUCAGGGUAUUUUCAGAAAAAAAAAACAAUUUGGAGGAGUUCGAUAAUGAAGUAGGAAUGUGUCCAAUUAAUUAUAAGUUCAAAGAAUUGGUAAUUAACACAAACAAAAAUGAGGAUUCGAAUGAAAAAUUAAAAAAAUACUUCCUCAAAGUAGCUGGGAGUGAUAAAGAGGUCGAUUGGAUGGAACUUAAGGAUAUUUUGGAUGUUGCCAUGAAACAAGAACCCGGGAACAUACGAUUUUCAAAUGAUGUAUGUCGUUGUUUGAUUGCUAUGAUGGAUUGGGAUAGAUCAGGUAAACUUGGUUUUAAAGAAUUUCAAUCAUUAUGGUUGAACAUUAAACACUGGAAGGUUGUUUUUAAAUCAUACGAUAUAAAGAACAAGGGAUAUAUCAAAGGAUAUCACUUAAGGUCAGCAUUAAGUUCGGUUGGUUACUCUAUUAAAACACGUACCAUAAACACUAUGUGUCAUCGGUAUGCGAACCGAAAAGGAUAUAUAAUGUUUGAUGAUUUCAUUAUGUGCGCUAUAAGACUUAAAACCACAAUAGACAUAUUCAAAGAACGUGAUCCUGGUAAUAAAAAUGUGGCUUCAUUUACAUUGGAAGAAUGGGUGGAAAAAACAUUUUACUCAUAAGUUUAUAAUAAUUAUAAGUUUAAUUGAGCGUUCUUCGUAAAAAUGUAAUUUAUCAACAAUAAUAUUAUACUAUACAAUAUUGAAUAUUUUUUAAAUAAUUUUACUGAAUUAGAGCUUUUUAUAAUAUUUAGAAAUUGUUUCAUAUACAAUUGUAUAAUUGUACAUUGUUAGUUGUUACUUAUCGUAAAAUAUAUAUUACACUGUAUACAAAAUAUUCGAUAAAAAAUAUUGUUUUUAUAAAUAUUAAAAUGAGUAUAUAAUAAUAAAUAUAAUAUAUAUAUAUUUAUAUUUAGUAUAUUUAAAAAUUGUUUUUUCCGAGGAGUAUUCAAGAAAGUUAUGAUAGUAAAAAUCAUCAUCAUUUUGAUAUUGGAAACGUAGCUUUUCGCACUGUUUCUGCCCUGCACACAUCCAACGUCGAAAUGUAGUCGUGUUUUUAUUGAAAUGUACUUAUAAAUCUAUUAAAAU
This is a messenger RNA of Rhopalosiphum padi (bird cherry-oat aphid), 2807 nucleotides long. RefSeq names its product calpain-A-like. The record is from RefSeq and is a predicted model, not a curated record. Gene Ontology annotation, molecular function: calcium-dependent cysteine-type endopeptidase activity; calcium ion binding. Gene Ontology annotation, cellular component: cytoplasm. Gene Ontology annotation, biological process: proteolysis. Lineage: Eukaryota; Metazoa; Arthropoda; Insecta; Hemiptera; Aphididae. The transcript has 15 exons. The coding region runs from base 267 to 2342 and encodes 691 amino acids.